AUGGGCCUCGGUAAAGUAUCUAUCAAGCUGCGUGGUGCAGAGGUCGGCAUUGAGGCCAUCAUGCUAGGAGUUGUCACGUCGAUAGGUGGCUUCCUGUUUGGAUACGACACUGGUCAGAUUUCCAGUAUGCUGUUGUUCAGAGACUUCAAAGAACGAUUCGGUCAGUACCGAGACGCCAAUGGCGAGAUGGCUUUCGACGUUGAGAUCCAAUCUCUGGUCGUCUCCAUGAUGUCCAUUGGUACUCUUGUUGGCGCACUCGCUGGAGCUUACACUGCCGAUUGGUUUGGUCGACGACGCAGUCUGUCCAUUGGUGUUGCUGUCUUCGUGAUUGGUAACAUCAUCCAAAUUACUGCUAUGUACUCCUGGGUCCAUUUGAUGGUUGGUCGUAUCGUGGCUGGUCUGGGUGUUGGUGUUCUCUCCAUCGGUGUACCCAUGUUUCAGUCUGAGUGCUGCCCUCGUGAGAUUCGAGGCGCAGUUGUCGCAUCGUACCAGCUCAUGAUUACCAUCGGUAUCCUCAUCUCGAACAUCAUCAACUACGGUGUUCGCGCCAAUCCCGGAGAGGACACCGACGCUUCCUGGCGGAUUGUCAUCGGUCUUGGAAUCGCAUUCUCUCUUCCUCUUGGUAUCGGUGUCCUUUUUUCGCCUGAGUCGCCUCGUUGGCUCGCUGGUCGCGGUCGCUGGGAGGAAGCGCGCAUAUCGCUUGCCCGUCUGCGUGGAAAGAAGGAUGACCCUAACGACGAAUAUGUCAACGACGAUUUCAAGGAGAUGCAGGAGUCGAUCGCAGAACAGUCCAAGGCCGGCGAGGGUACCUGGGCGGAGCUCUUUACUGGUCAACCUUCCGGCAUUCCCCGUCUUGUAUACCGCACCUUCUUGGGCUGCGCGCUCCAGUUCUUUCAGCAGUGGACCGGUGUCAACUACUUUUUCUACUACGGUGCAACCAUCUUCGAGUCCGCCGGUAUCGAUGAUCCUAUCCAAACCCAGUUGAUCCUUGGUGCCGUCAACGUUGCCAUGACUAUUCCCGGUCUCUGGAUGAUCGAACGUUUCGGCCGCCGUAUGCCUCUCGUCUUCGGUGGUCUCUGGCAGGCGACUUGGCUGCUUAUUUUCGCCAUCAUCGGUAUCGUUCGCCCACCAACUGAGCACUCCGAUUCUGGUAUCGUCAUGAUUGUUUGCGCCUGCAUGUUCAUUGCAUCUUUCGCUUCCACCUGGGGACCUUUCAUCUGGGUUGUCAUUGGCGAGACCUUCCCUCUCCGUACUCGUGCUAAGCAGGCCUCGUUCGCAACUGCAUUCAACUGGCUCGGUAACUUUAUGAUCGGUUUCUUGACGCCCUACGCCAAUGAUGGUAUCGGCUACGCCUUCGGUUUCGUCUUCUUCGGAUGCAACUUCUUUGCCGCGGCCGUCGUCUACUUCUUCGUUUUCGAGACCAAGUCUUUGUCUCUUGAGAGCGUCAAUGACAUGUACAUGGACAUGUCCAUUAAGGCGUCUAGCAGCAAGAGCUGGGUGCCUGCCGGUUACAUCAACCGUGACGAGCGUGACAUGGCCUACUGGCACCGCCGUCCAUCCAUCCUCGAUGAGCGCGCAGGUGCUGCACACGUUCCUAGGUCGGUCGAUGAGAAGCUUGAUGAGAAGGACUCCGAUAGCACUCCUCGCAACAGGUCGAUGCAUCGCGAGACCAUCGGUGACGAUAGAGUGGUUUAA
Macroventuria anomochaeta is the source of this 1695-nucleotide messenger RNA. Its product is annotated as general substrate transporter. Gene Ontology annotation, cellular component: membrane. Gene Ontology annotation, molecular function: carbohydrate:proton symporter activity. The coding region runs from base 1 to 1695 and encodes 564 amino acids. The transcript is spliced from 2 exons. The record is from RefSeq and is a predicted model, not a curated record. NCBI's taxonomy places the organism in Eukaryota, Fungi, Ascomycota, Dothideomycetes, Pleosporales, Didymellaceae. Gene Ontology annotation, biological process: carbohydrate transport; transmembrane transport.